This is a messenger RNA of Momordica charantia (bitter melon), 1241 nucleotides long. NCBI's taxonomy places the organism in Eukaryota, Viridiplantae, Streptophyta, Magnoliopsida, Cucurbitales, Cucurbitaceae. The record is from RefSeq and is a predicted model, not a curated record.
GGCGGCUUCACCAAUAGCAUCUGAAAAAAUUUCGCCUUCGCCUUCUUGCGUUUUUGUUUCUGUUUCUGAUCAGAGCCGACGAUGAAAGCAGCCUCGAAUCUCAGUCCCUCAAUUUCAUUUUCGCCGUCGCACUGCAGGACGACCGCCGUCUUCCCUCUUCGUCGGUGGAUCGCAUCUCCGUCAACGGCCGUCGGCGAUUUCUCGUCGUGCCGUACACAUUUGACUCGCUUUCAAACGCACCGAUCUGUGAUUUCGCCUCUGCGCUGCAAUGGACGGUGCCGGAUCAAGAAAUGGCGUCCACCGAUGAACAAGACCCCCGCAUAGCCAAAAUCGCCAAGGCCAUUCGAGUUAUCCCUGAUUUUCCCAAACCAGGGAUUUUGUUUCAAGACAUUACCACGUUGCUUCUUGAUACAAAGGCCUUCAGGGACACUAUMGAUUUGUUCGUGGAGAGGUACAGAGGGAAAGAUAUCUCUGUCGUUGCAGGAAUUGAAGCGAGAGGUUUCAUUUUUGGCCCUCCGAUUGCUCUGGCUAUCGGUGCGAAAUUCGUUCCGAUGAGAAAACCCAAGAAGUUGCCUGGUCAAGUCAUUUCAGAAGAGUACUCUUUAGAGUAUGGAACAGAUAAAAUUGAGAUGCAUGUAGGAGCUGUCGAAGCUGGAGAACGUGCUCUUGUGAUAGAUGAUCUCAUUGCAACUGGGGGAACCUUGUGUGCAGCAAUACGGCUACUUGAGCGCGUUGGCGUUGAAGUUGUUGAGUGUGCUUGUGUGAUCGAGCUGCAGGGACUACAGGGCCGUGAGAGAUUGGGAAAUAAACCUCUCUUCGUUCUAGUUAACGCGGCAGCAUGAUCGUAGAGCCUUCUUCUGUAACAUGGUGUGUUUGGUGAUGGCGAUAUUACGAUGGUAUCGCUGCUAGAAGUUGAAGUUUCAAAGCAAUGCAUAAUUUUGAAGCGGAGAGUCUGGCUAGAAAUAAAAGGGAUGGUAUUGAUUUGAGAAUUGAGGAGAUUAAACAGAAAAAAAAAAGGUCUGUAGACAGUAUAAGCUUUCGAUUAUUCUGGUGGUAAUGUAUUGUUCUUUGUUAAUUGUUAUGCUCUCUUUUUCUACCUCUGUUUUCUUUGGCUUCACAAGAGCUGAGAAGGCAGCAGUUGGUGUGGAGAAGAAGUGGUUGAUGUUAAUUUUGAAUUUAUGUCAGAAACUUCUUUAUUUUGCAGUUUACUCUUUGCAAUUUUGGCUCUUGAUUUUUCCCUA